Molecule: messenger RNA, 1433 nt
Organism: Arvicola amphibius (Eurasian water vole)
Lineage: Eukaryota; Metazoa; Chordata; Mammalia; Rodentia; Cricetidae
Gene: Tnfaip8l1
Product: TNF alpha induced protein 8 like 1
Exons: 2
Coding region: 144-704 (186 amino acids)
Biological process (GO): regulation of apoptotic process; negative regulation of TOR signaling
Cellular component (GO): cytoplasm
Source: RefSeq, a predicted model, not a curated record
GCUUGUUCUGUGCGGGGGCGUGUCUAUACAGGGGGCGUGGCCCCUGCCCAGCAGCCAGCUCGAGUCGGUCGACCAGCGGCUCCCGCCCCACAGAGGCGCCUGCACAAAAGUGACAGCCAGACGGAUCCUGAGGAGCAGGGCCCAUGGACACCUUCAGCACGAAGAGCCUUGCCCUGCAGGCCCAGAAGAAAGUGCUCAGCAAGAUGGCCUCUAAGGCCAUGGUGGCCGUGUUCGCGGACGACACCAGCAGCGAGAUCCUGGACGAACUGUACCAGGCCACCAAGGAGUUCACCCGCAGCCGGAAGGAGGCACAGAGGGUGGUGAAGAACCUGGUGAAGGUGGCCGUGAAGCUGGCCGUGUUGCUGCGGGCGGGUCAGCUGGACGGCAACGAACUGGCCCAGCUGCGAAGGUUCCAGGGCCGCGUGCGCAGCCUGGCCAUGACCGCCCUCAGCUUCCACCAGGUGGACUUCACCUUCGACCGGCGCGUGCUGGCCGCGGGGCUGCUGGAGUGCCGGGACCUGCUGCACCAGGCCACCGGCCCUCACCUCACCGCCAAGUCCCACGGCCGCAUCAACCACGUCUUUGGCCACUUUGCCAAUGGCGACUUCCUGGCCGCGCUGUACGGCCCGGCGGAGCCCUAUCGGAGCCACCUGCGCCGCAUCUGUGACGGCCUUGGAAGGAUGUUGGACGAGGGCGGCAUCUGACCUGGCCUGGAGACCUUUCCAGAACAUCACUGCUCGUCCCAGAUUUGCUCCUUCCUACUUCUGAGAAGCUAUCUUGUAGCCCAGCCUGACCUCGAGGCUGACCUUGAACUGAUGCUGCUCCUGCUGCCUCCUGAGUGCUGGGGUCACUGUCAUUCUUUCAGAUAAGGUCAUGGAGAAUCAGGAGUAAAAUUGUACUCCCCAAGCCCUGCUCCUUGCCCCUGGCCAAAUGUUUAUGUUCUUUUCCUAACUCUCAGGGCCUCCCGAUGUGACUCGCUUUAGGAAAUCGAGUUCAAGCCCUGGCACCAGUCUAGGGUCGAAGGGAUCCCAGCCUGCCAUGUGGGCUGGGGAUGAGCACACUUCCGUGUUGGGAUCUAAAGGAGACCCCAUCUGGAGACUGCACCAAGCAUCUAAGAGCUGAGGUGGCUCAGUGAGUCGUGAUGGGAGCUCAAUCCCCAAAACCACACAGUGGAAGCAGAGAACCAGUCAGCAAGGAGUGUCUGAGCUGGUGGGAAAGCUGGAGUCCUCACUGGGAGGGAGGAGCCUGGGGACCUCAGAAGCUGUCCCCAGCUUCAGCAGGGCAGGGCUACUGGAGAUACGUGUCUGUGUUAAAUUAUAAUGCCGUACUUGGGAAACAAACCCAUCUUUUCUCUUUGUAUGACAGCCAGGACUUGUAACCAACACUGACCACACAUGUGGGAGCAUGACGUAAUACCUGGUUUAACCCUAUGA